CUUUGAAACAGUUUUCCUGUUUAGAGAAUGUGUUAGAGCAGACAGCAGCAUUAUAAAAGUCUCUGCAAAUAAAAGAAAACAACUAUGAGGCUCUGUGUGGCUGUUCUUCUGUUUCUCGGCCUGUAUGGACUGCCUGGUUUCAUCAGAGCAGAGACAGUUCAUAAGGCGACUGAAGGAGGAAACAUCACAGUUGAAUGUCAAUUUUAUCGAGCCACGCACACAAAGCUCUUCUGUAAAAAUAACUGUGACAAAGAAAAUAUUUUGGUUAAGACUUCAGGAUAUGAACAAUGUGAAGGAAGAUACUGCAUUCAAUAUAAGUACAAUGGUUUCUUGAGAGAUAUGUACGUGAGCAUCACCAAUGUGACCAGUGCCGACUCUGGACAUUACCAGUGUGUUCUGAGAAGAAACUUCUCUCUUCAUGGAAGCCAUACAUUUAGGAUUGACGUCACAAAAACUUUAAAUACAACUUAUACUUUUAAACCAGAAUCUCAAGUCACUGUGAAACCCACCACUGAUAUGGACCUGACUGUACAAACAGGUGACCAGACUUCACUCAUGUCUGUGACUACAACACAACAGUCCACAACAUCUUCUGAUCAUGAUCUGCAGACAAAUACAUCAGAGUCCUGGUUUCUGCUGCUGUUGACUCUGAUCCCUGUGGUCCUAAUCACACUGUGUGCGCUGGUCUUCUACAGAAAAAGGAAAGUACAAAAUGAUAAAGGAGCAAAGGAUGAGGUUGUAAUGUACGAGAACUGUCCAGCUCCCCCUUCAGAGCCUGAAGACUCCACUUAACAGAGUCUCAGUGCAGACACACGAGACCACACCCACAUCUACAGCUCCCUCAACCCACAGCCCCCACCCAGCAGCAACACCGCCCCCUGAUGAUCAAAGCCUCUGACUACACCCAAUCAUGUCAAAAGUGAUGCUGAAUAUGUCAUGAAUAUUUUUACAUGUACAUAUAUUUACAUUUUACAUAAUCGACUUACACAAUUACAAAAUACAAUUCCAGGUAUGUUUUGUCGAGGAGACAACAGAAUACAAUUUUUUUUAAUCU
Molecule: messenger RNA, 1054 nt
Organism: Boleophthalmus pectinirostris (great blue-spotted mudskipper)
Lineage: Eukaryota; Metazoa; Chordata; Actinopteri; Gobiiformes; Gobiidae
Exons: 6
Coding region: 85-792 (235 amino acids)
Cellular component (GO): plasma membrane
Molecular function (GO): transmembrane signaling receptor activity
Source: RefSeq, a predicted model, not a curated record